AGCCAGGUGUCCCCGCCCCCCAGCCGUCUAAACCAGCUGCCCGGUCGCAGUCCGGCGAUGGCCCUGCUACUCCGGGCUGUAACUUGGGGGCUGUUGCCCUGGAGGAGCCACUGCUCCAGUGCACCCCAGCGUGGACUCAGCAAGGGCUUUGUGGAGGCUCUGGAGGCAGUUGUGGGGAGCCCCCAUGUGUCCACUGCUGCUGCAGUGCGAGAGCACCACGGGCGCGAUGAGUCGAUGUACAGGUGCCAUCCUCCUGAUGCCGUGGUGUGGCCCCAGAAUGUGGACCAGGUCAGCCGCCUGGCAGCCCUGUGCUACAGCCAGGGUGUGGCUAUCAUCCCAUUUGGCACCGGCACCGGCCUGGAGGGGGGAGUCUGCGCCCUGCAGGGCGGUGUAUGUGUUAACCUGACCCACAUGGACCGGAUCAGGGAGCUGAAUCCAGAAGACUUCUCUGUGGUGGUGGAACCCGGUGUCACCCGUAAAGCUCUCAACACCCACCUGCGUGACUGUGGCCUCUGGUUUCCCGUGGACCCGGGUGCAGAUGCUUCUCUCUGUGGCAUGGCGGCCACUGGAGCCUCAGGCACCAACGCGGUGCGCUACGGCACCAUGCGUGACAACGUGAUCAACCUGGAGGUGGUGCUGCCUGAUGGGCGGCUGCUUCACACUGCGGGCCAGGGUCGUCAUUUCAAGAAGACUGCAGCUGGCUACAACCUCACAGGGCUGUUUGUGGGCUCCGAGGGGACACUGGGUCUCAUCACGUCCGCCACUCUGCGCCUGCACCCAACUCCUGAAGCCACCGUGGCUGCCACCUGUGCAUUCCCCAGUGUCCAGGCUGCGGUGGACAGCACUGUACAGAUGCUCCAGGCUGCGGUGCCUGUGGCCCGCAUUGAGUUCCUGGAUGAGGUCAUGAUGGACGCCUGCAACAGGUACAGCAAGCUGAACUGUUCUGUGGCACCCACCCUCUUCCUCGAGUUCCAUGGCUCCGAGCAGGCCCUGGCAGAGCAGCUGCAGCGGGCAGAGGUGAUCACCCAGCACAACAGAGCCUCCCACUUCUCCUGGGCUAAGGAAGCAGAGGAGCGCAGCCGGCUUUGGACCGCACGGCACAACGCUUGGUACGCGUUCCUGGCCCUGGCUCCAGGGUUCAAGGGCUAUUCCACCGACGUGUGUGUGCCCAUCUCGAAGCUGCCGGAGAUCCUGGUGCACACCAAAGAGAAGCUGAAGGCCUCGGGACUCACAGGAGCCAUUGUUGGACAUGUAGGUGAUGGCAACUUCCACUGCCUCCUGCUGGUGAACCCAGAUGAUGCUGAGGAGCUCCAGAGAGUCAAGACCUUUGCAGAAGAGCUGGGCAGGAGGGCACUUGCACUCCGUGGGACGUGCACCGGGGAACAUGGCAUUGGAAUGGGCAAGCGGCAGCUGCUACAGGAGGAGGUAGGCCCCGUGGGCUUGGAGACCAUGCAGCAGCUUAAGGUCAUGCUGGACCCCCGAGGCCUCAUGAACCCAGGCAAGGUGCUGUGAGGAACUCCAAGUAUUUGACCUGCAAGCGCCCAGAAGACACAGACUCUUCUGGAAACACUGGCCCUACAAGGAUGGACAGUGGCUGAUGCUGUCUCUGCCAGCCCUCUGUCGCUGGGACUUGAGCCAGAAGACAGAGAGAGAAGCUGGGCUCCUUGCUGCCCCUUUUGCUGCCCUCAGGAACCUUUGGUCCAGUAAAGGAAGCUGCUUUCUCUGGCUCUACACAUCUGUCCGGGCUGCGAGAGCUGGUGUGGGUCACCGCAUGGCUGAGAGCUCAUGCCUUCCUCAGGCCUCCCCACUGCAGGGGCCCAGGACCCUUUGCCCACAUCUGGUGACAGGAACACUCCUUUCCUAGGACAGGAAGGGCCCUCUCACUCCAGGGCGCUAGGUCUUUUCUUUAGGGUGGCCCAAGUGAAUCUGAAAUCCAUUUCAGCUGUCUGGAGAUCGGCAGGCAUCUCCUCCCCGAGUGCCAACUUCUCUCCUUCAGAUUCCCUGUCUUGGGGCCAGUGACCCAUUUGUUUUGGGUGUGUCCUGACUUAGAGUGGCCUGGGGAGGGGAUGGUGCCCAGGGUUUGGAAGGAAGCUAGGUCCCUGUCCCAAUUACUGUGCUUUUAACAACCUUAGGCAGAGGUCCCGCCCAUGGUGGUGGUCACUUAUGAUAGCCUCACCAGGCCUGAAUUGGGUUUUAGAGCAUCCUAAACACAUUCUUCAAGCAGUGCUACCAACUAUGAGAAAUGGAAGAUUAUCCUCCUUGUCCCACAUCUUUCUGUGGCUCAAGAUAUUGUCCUAGCAGCUUUUGGUCUCAAAGGCUGGGUCAGCCCAGCAUACAGCCUGACAUGUUGUGGGAUCCCUGGCCAGAGCCAUAAUCUGGGGUACUUGGUAGUUAAACCCCUAGGCCCACAAGAGGGCGCCUGACACCAGAAAGCUCAGACACUACUGCGUCUACUAGGGGCAGCUGUGGCCCAGCACUCCUCUCUCCAAGGCCUGUAGUUCUCAGCUCUGAGCCACCCACCUCCCGGGCUUAGAGAGAGGCUUGGUGGCCAGUCCAGCCCCUACCCACUGCAGAUCCCAGGAGCCUGCAGUCCUGUCCAUGUCCCCCAUCCCGAGGGCCUUUGAUCCUGUUAGUGAAGGAGACGGGGUGAAGGAUGCAGAGGAGCUCGCGCAGAGGUGAACAGCACCCUCCAGCUCACCUCAUGCCCUCCCCAAAGCCCUGUUGGGCCCUUAACACCCCUUGCAUAAAGCCCUGGGCACAGGCUGCCACCCUGGGACUUCAUCAGUCCAAUCUUGGUUCUUGGAAUUCCUCUGUGCUCACACUGGGCUCUAGCAGACAGAGAUGGAUGUGGGCUUGAGGACAGUCUUCUGUGACAUUCCUGUGUGCCAAGGAUGGUUUGGUGGCGAGUUGCAUCAGCCCCUCUCCCCACAGCACCCCCAGCAUGCUUACCAGGAAACAGCUCUCCAGCCCCGCCCCUUUAGACCCCUGCCCUGGGGUGGACUCUGCAGUGGCCACCUCUACCUUGGCAGGGCUUUUCUCUGAUGUGAACUCCAGGGCUUAGCAGCUAGUGGGCACUUGCAAAUGGCCAUGUACCCAGGUUCUUUUAUUAAGAAAAAUUCCAAACAUACAGAAAAGUUGGAACGAAGUAUACCACCAUUCACGGAAACACCAGCCAUAAAGAUUUGACGAUAGACACUUA
Messenger RNA from Chinchilla lanigera (long-tailed chinchilla), 3199 nucleotides. RefSeq names its product lactate dehydrogenase D (gene Ldhd). Bases 58 to 1512 code for a protein of 484 amino acids. Gene Ontology annotation, biological process: lactate catabolic process. The record is from RefSeq and is a predicted model, not a curated record. Gene Ontology annotation, cellular component: mitochondrion. NCBI's taxonomy places the organism in Eukaryota, Metazoa, Chordata, Mammalia, Rodentia, Chinchillidae. The transcript has 11 exons. Gene Ontology annotation, molecular function: D-lactate dehydrogenase (cytochrome) activity; D-lactate dehydrogenase (NAD+) activity; FAD binding.